This is a messenger RNA of Ornithodoros turicata, 2423 nucleotides long. Its product is annotated as heparan-sulfate 6-O-sulfotransferase 2-like. The transcript is spliced from 2 exons. Bases 144 to 1376 code for a protein of 410 amino acids. The record is from RefSeq and is a predicted model, not a curated record. Lineage: Eukaryota; Metazoa; Arthropoda; Arachnida; Ixodida; Argasidae. Gene Ontology annotation, cellular component: membrane. Gene Ontology annotation, molecular function: heparan sulfate 6-sulfotransferase activity.
GAAGUCAGAACAACAACACAAUGGCGGAAGUUUGCCAGUGUGUUUUGUGUUUGUCAUUGCUCCAACUGCCCUGUGUCAGGGAACGGUCAAAUGUCGUCUAAAAGGUAAAGUGCUCCAGGGAAUGAAUUCUGGACACGUGUGGCAUGCACGGAGUAUCGAGCAGCUUCUCAGGGACGUUCUGCCGAACACUUGCAGCUGGCAGUGUAUCCAUAUCAGUGUUCGUUUUCAUCCUGUUUUGUUACUUCAAUGAAACUUCGUCCCCUCAAAAUGGGCACCACUGGCUGAGAUUGAAGUCUGCUGGGAGCUCAGUUCGCUCCCCUGACUCACAGAGCACGUAUUUGUCUCGUCAGCGGAGCUUGAAUGCAGACGACGGAAACUCCAGUAACCUAAUCAAGUUUGACAUAACAGCUUCCGAUGUCAUCGUAUUCCUGCAAAUACAAAACGCGGGAGCGAACUUCUUCGAACGCCAUUUAAUUCGGGACUUAAAUUUGGAGCAGCCGUGCAGCUGUUGGCGCCAAAAAAUAUGUCGCUGCUACAGGCCAGGAACGAGGACUACCUGGUUGUUCAGCCGGUACACCUUGGGCUGGAAAUGUGGUGUCCAUCCAGACUGGACCGAGUUGACGAACUGCGUGGACCGAGUCCUCGACGAAGACGAAGGACGCCCUGUUAAGCGACGGUACUUCUACAUAACAGUACUUCGCGAUCCGGUUACCCGUUUUCGCAGCGAGUGGCACCGUUUCCGACAGAACCGUGGCUGGCACGGCAGUCGUCCCCACAGGUCGCGCUGCUCAAGCGGCAUCGCGUCGGACGCACUCACGCAGCCCUGCUUUGAUGGUCGCCAUCCUACCAACGUCACAUGGGACGAAUUUUUAUCCUGCUCCACCAACCCCGCCCUGAACCGUCAAACCCGCAUGCUUGCAAACCUUGGUCUCAUAGACGCUUGCUCCGAAACGGCGUCCGGGGUCAUGAGACCCGAGGAUCGAGACCUCGUGCUCUUGUCGAGUGCUAAGCUGAACCUGCAGAAGAUGGCAUUCUUUGGGCUUGCCGAGUUUCCCAAGCUUUCUCAGAGCAUGUUCGAAGCCACUUUUAACCUGAGCUUUAAGAGGCGAGCACGUUCGCGAAAUUUUUUACGUGGACGGAGGUACGGGAAGAAGUUCAUGGAGGAGAAGAUGCCCGGGCAGGUCGAGAGAGUCACCGCAGCGAAUAGCCUCGAUGUUGAGCUGUACAAUCAUGCGAAGGAGUUGUUGUUCUCCAGGUUCGAGAAGGUAAAAGGGAAGGACCCGGAAUUGUCCGAGGACGAGAGGGAGGUCAUGGAGCCGUACAGCGGCGAGGAUUGGGCUGAUGAGGAGGACUUGUCGGAUUUGGUUGCGGAAUAAGGACUAGCCAAAAUAAUUUCAUCCGCAGCAGUGCCAUGAUGUCCCCAUAAUGCUGUUCAAGAGUUUCCUAUCAUGAAUGCGACUACUGUUGGGUGAGAGGGGGAUAUCUCUCGUAGCAUCCUGAUGAGUGUAUUUAUGUUAUAUCCCUAAGUGGAGACAAAUGCAUUUGAUGGUUAGUGCUGCUCCAGUAUAAGUUCCACUCAUACCAACAUUUUUAUUGAGCAUUAGAGUCGUGCCAUCGUCCGCUAUUUACAAAGAAAAUUCAGUUGCUAUUUUGAUGUUCCGUUCAACUUGCCUUACGUUGCCUUACAUUUGUUAGUUGUUGCUUUUACUUGUAAUAUGUUUUAAUUUGUGUCAGCUUCAGUAUUUUGCUGAAGAAUGUUGUCACUCGUAAGCUAUUAAUGGAUGCUGGAAAAUUAUGGUGGCAGUUCAUGCGGUGCCGUCAGUUACCCAAUGGGAAGCUGUAUGAGAAGCAUAAGUAAUUUUAUGUGUAAACCGCUAUACAGCUGGGAGUCCUAUGCAGCUGAAUCUUAGUUGUGCCAUCUUUUUGUUUGACCAGUACGUACUUGUUUAUUCGAUGGCAGACAUGUGCUACGUAUCGGUUGUUCAUAUCUACCAUGUCAGCAGUACUUGUGUUUAGCUAGAAUGGCAGCAAGCAGAAUGAGAAAUGUAUAUAUUUUUCUGAUAUGAGAAGUGAUACAGCCAAGCAAUUGCCUUGGUUGCACCAAUGUCCAAAGACGUUCUCAGGUCAAGAUUUAUAUCCCACGCUUUUUAUGUGCAGUGCAGAACACUUUAUACGAAGCAUCAUGUAUCUGCAUGUUUGUUAUACACAAAUGGUAUCCAUUUGAAGCUACACAUUCUUUUUCAUAAAAAGACCAGUUGUUAAGAGAAGAGUCUGUUCUGGUAUAAGCAUGGUUAUCGAUGUCCUUGCCUGGUACAUGAUCAGGCACAGAACAUGAGCUCGGUGGUCCUCUGCUUAUUUCUUGUUCUCCCAUGCCAGUAAUGUUUUGAUGUAGUUGUGCACGAGAAAAUAUACGUGGAAACAUA